AUUUUGACCGCGACGGUCACAUCACAUGCGAGUCUCAGUUCCACACAUUCCCCAGGCCAUCCUCUCUGCCGCUAAAUCCUCUCUUCCUUUGAUUUCGAGGGAAGAGGCUAUUGCGAAACUAUGCGACUUUUUGAAGACAGGCAACGUAACGGUUUUGACAGGCGCUGGAGUCAGCGUUGACUCGGGGAUUCGAGCUUAUAGAGGACCAGAUGGUCGGUACAUGAACCCGAAUUACAAGCCUAUAUUCUAUCACGAACUGAUAGACGAGAGCGAAAAGGGCCAAUACUUUAGACAGCGAUACUGGUUACGCUCGUAUCUCGGCUACCCACCCGUGAGGGAUGCCCAACCCAACACCACCCAUUUCGCUCUGGCUUCCCUAUCGUAUUCCGGGCACGUAUCCCAGCUCAUCACUCAGAAUGUAGAUGGACUGCAUCACAAGGCACUUCAACAAUCCGGGGAUCCCGCUUGGACUGGCGACCGCAUAAACCGACACAUCCUCGAACUACACGGCACUCUUCAUCGCGUACAUUGCCAACGAGGCCACGCCAUAGAUCGCAACACAUUCCAAGACAUGCUCUCAGCAGCCAACCCACAAUGGCACGAGUUUGCUCAAGAAACGGAAAGGUUGCAGAAGCCACUACGGACUAAUCCAGACGGAGACGUCGCCAUCGAACAUUUGGGAGUCUCGUACAAGGACUUCGUAGUCCCCGAAUGCCCUCAUUGUUUCGCAGAAGGUCACAGGUCGUCGACGCACAAACCCGCUGUCGUGUUCUUCGGGGAGUCCAUUGCAAAAGAAGUUAAAGAGCGAUCGUUCCGCGACGUCGAGGCCUCCGACAAGCUACUCUUAAUAGGAACGACGCUCGCUACGUAUUCUGCCUUCAGACUAGUCAAACAUGCCUUAGAACUCGAAAAGCCUGUCGUGCUACUCAACCUGGGGCCAACGCGGGCAGACAACCUACCUGGUAUUGACAAAAUCGAAUGGAGUAGCCGAUCCGUCUUGACCGAGGCUGCUAAAACGAUCUUGGCUCCGAGGCUAGGUACUGAUGCGACACUUCGAACGAUGCUUCAGAGUGGGAUCGUGAAACCGCCGCCUGCCUCGGACGAUGACAGAGCCCCUCGGGCAGCUGGAUAA
Coprinopsis cinerea okayama7#130 is the source of this 1132-nucleotide messenger RNA. RefSeq lists its product as hypothetical. The transcript has 11 exons. Gene Ontology annotation, molecular function: NAD+ binding. The record is from RefSeq and is a predicted model, not a curated record. The coding region runs from base 26 to 1132 and encodes 368 amino acids. Lineage: Eukaryota; Fungi; Basidiomycota; Agaricomycetes; Agaricales; Psathyrellaceae.